AUGAGUUUGGCCGGAGAGCUGCAAAAUAUUUUGCAGAAAUUGCGUAUUUCCGACGAUGAUCGCUCCAAGUACACUGAGGAUGCUGUUGAAAUCCAAAAUCAUGUGAUUGAGAAACUAAAGUUGGCAGACAACAAUUUUCGCACGGCUUUUGAUGGUCUAAGCCUUGCAGGAAGCUACUUGGACAGGGUGAAAUUGAAGACUCCUGAUGAAUUUGAUUUGCAUAUGAAGUUGAAAUUUCCAUUCCCAAUUACACCCAUAAAAGACGAGAAAGGAUUCGUGUUCUUGCGUGCAAUUGGCGCCAAUCAUCCUAUUGUUACCGACAAUUACAUAGAUCGAAAAAAUCUUCAAAAUUGGCUACGCGAUGCAUUCAAUAAGGUUUUCAACUCAAAGCAAAGUGUUCAUUGCAAAACUGGAGAAGUAUAUGAAUUAAUGUACACGGCCCAGGGCUACGGAUGUGCCCACACCAUUGAAGCUGAAGGGAAGAAUCGGAACAUAUCGUUCGAUUUGGUGCCAGCAUUCGAGUUCACUUGGGCCCAGUGGCCGUUGGUCAAGCCAUGCAUUUACAACGGCCGUAAGAAGGAAAUACGUAAGUUUCCAUGGUUCGCUGUACCCCAAUCCAAAAAAGGCUCAACGGACGAGCGAACCUUUAUGGUAUGUGCCCCGCAUUGGGAACGCCAGAUAACGAAGGAUUUGGAUAACUUCAAAAAUGUUUUACGUCUGAUGAAGGGAUUGCGCGACGCUCAUGCGACUGAUCUUCCCCAUCUAUCAAGUUACAUGCUCAAAACAGUCUUGCUUUCUCGACUGGGAAAUACUGCAUGGAACGGAGAUUUAACAACUCUCUUUAUUCAGAUGUGGGAGGCUUUGUAUGUUUGUCUAACAAACGGAGAACUGAAUUUCUUUUUGGCAAGUGGACAUAACAUUUUUGAUCGUAUGAGUCAUGGAGAACUCGACAGAUGCAGAGGUACAGCACAUUUUUUACUUUUAACGCUUAAAUUCAUUGAAAUUUUCUAA
Messenger RNA from Drosophila obscura, 1011 nucleotides. RefSeq lists its product as uncharacterized. NCBI's taxonomy places the organism in Eukaryota, Metazoa, Arthropoda, Insecta, Diptera, Drosophilidae. The record is from RefSeq and is a predicted model, not a curated record. Bases 1 to 1011 code for a protein of 336 amino acids. The transcript has 2 exons.